Schistocerca cancellata (South American locust) is the source of this 3219-nucleotide messenger RNA. RefSeq lists its product as uncharacterized. The coding region runs from base 2233 to 3219 and encodes 328 amino acids. The record is from RefSeq and is a predicted model, not a curated record. NCBI's taxonomy places the organism in Eukaryota, Metazoa, Arthropoda, Insecta, Orthoptera, Acrididae. The transcript is spliced from 6 exons.
UGUCUAUUUCAUCCCUCAGGACUUGCAUUUCUGUAUUCCUGAAUAUCCCUGAACAUUUUUGAACUCACAUCUUUCAUCAUGGGUAAUAAAAGAAAUGCUUCAGUUAUUUAUUUCAAUUCCCAUGGUUUCUUCGCAGUUACUUUCCUUGUAACUAUGUUUUUCAUUCCAACUUUUGUUAUUGUCGUAUUCAAAUGGACUGCCUACUGGGCUAUUCCUUGUUGCUGUAUCCAUGGCCUUGCAGAUCUUCAAGAGUAUCUCGUCAUUCCUUAGUACCUCUGUAACUGACACAUUUUCGUAUAGAUUCUUUCUGACUUAUCUCUUAAACUGCAACGUAUUGUUUAUCAUUACUACAUUGUGAUAUGAGUCUAUAUCCGCUCCUGCGUAUGCCUUACAAUCCACUAUAUCAUUUCGGAAUCUCUGUCGGACCAUGAUGUAAUCUAACUGUAGUUCCCCAUAUCACCCAGCCUUUUCCAAUUAUACAUCCUCCUCUUGCGAUUAAGAGUGUUCGCUAUUACUAGCCGAAAUUUAUUACAGGACGAGUUAGUCUUUCUUCUCUCUCAUUCCCUAUCCCAACCCCAUAUUCUCCAGUAACCAUUUCUUCCACGUUUUCCCCUACAGCUGCAUUCCAGUCUCCCACGAGUAAUGGAGUUUCAUCUCCCUUUACGUGCUGUAUUACCCUUUCAGUACCUUCAUAUACUUUUUCUGUCUCUUCAUCUUAAGCUUCCGACGUCGGCAUGUACUAUCUGAACUAUCGUUGUCGGUAUUGUUUGCUGUCGAUUGUGAUAAGCGUAACUGUAUCACUGAACUGUUCACUGUAACACACUCUCUGCUCUACCUUCCUAAAGAAUCCUACUCCUGUUAUACUGUUUGCUGCUACUGUUGAUAUUACCAUAAUAGAAGCCCAAAAUACGACAGUCCCGCCCCACAGCAGAACCCAUGGAUAGAGACCUGCACCGGUGCCUGGUCGCCUACACAGCCUUGUACGACGAGCCCCAGUCGACGUUCGAAACCUGUACUCGCCGGUGAACACAAGCCCACUCCACUGAUCCAGGUUCCGUUUCACGUGUCCCCUUAGGCAAUUUCUUCGCACUCCAAGGUCCCAGGUAGUUUUUUAUUGUUGUUCGUAGUGGUCGCCUAGUGACCACGUUCAUCUAGUGGAACUGGCUACUUACUGACUGUGUCGACGAGCCUCCAAGUUGACACCAAACAGAGACAAAUAGAGACUCCAGCAAAACACAAGUGGAACUGAGCCCACAGAGUUCUACCUCCAUGAUACAGACGCACACAGGCAGUCAUAUGUGCCCCUGGAUAGGACCAAAAUUUCCUGCAGCUACUUCCUUAAUUACCUUGGUGUCUCCCUCUUCCUGUCACUGUCAUUUAUGCAGCACUGCACGGACCUGUGAAAGUCGUUUGGUUCUAUUCUAAAUCAACUGCACAACUUCCCUGCAAAAAACUGGGGAGCAUAUGUAGACAAACAAAACAAAAGGCUGCAAUUUCUCUUGGUUAUUGAGCUGUCGCAUAUUGUGCUACAGUGUGGGAGAAUGGCACUCAUACAGUUAAGACAUAAGGAGCCAUGUUGACUAUUAAUGACAUUGCUACAACAGCUCCCACUUAGGGGUUGCAUGUUCUGUCCAAUUUUGUCCCUGCUAAUCUCACAAUUAAGGAUGCCAAGGUAUUAAUUCUUAAGACAGAGUGCAAUAAGAAUUCAGUCCAACUGAGUAAGGUAGCGCAGUAUGGUCUUUCUUGUCACGAAAGACCAAGAUUCAACCUCAUCCAAAUGGCACAAGAGAGACAUGGCAACGUCUUGAAAACGUGCUAUUAUAGUGCAAGUGCUGCUCGUGAUUAUGGCGCCAAGGAGCAGACGGUGAGCCAUGUUGUGGGGGAGCGCCCACUCCAUGCCUUUGAAGGCGGUCUGCCGUGCUUGUCCAAUCAUAGUUCUGGCUGCAUGUUUGUAUGUGAAUUCUUGUAUUUCAUCAGAAACGAUCAGUUCGCCAGAAUAUGUUAGCAGACUCGCAUACCAGCCGUAAUGUGCACCAUUAUUCCUGACCCCACGAUUCGUCUCUAAUGGGCUGGCGACCCCUAUCAAUGGGAAACGUAAAAGCUGGAAAAGGGCAAGUUGAGUUUAGUUUUCACUAUUCUAUUCUACAAAAUACAGUCAAGUUUCAUAAUAUCAUCCGUCACAUAAACUGACACCAUUUUAGUUUUGAAAGGUUGAACGACGUGGAAUGGAACAUGACAACGCUGCAAACAGAUGAUCUGAGGCGUCAUAUCGUGUCCCAGUCAGCGCAUGCUGUUCGACGCAUUACAAGAGCCUGGGUCGGCAGGGAGAAAUGUGAGAGUCGGCGUCAUGCUCAGUUUGAGUGGAGGGAUAAACCUGAACUGCAGGCCCAGGCGGCUGUUUUCCGGGAACGCCACUCCAGCUACUGGCGGAACUUGGCGCAGCUGCUCUCACUCGGUGCGACGCACGCCUCACAGCUGUUGGUUCCCCUCGCAUUCGAACGUAUGGGUAACCACACGAGUGAUCAGCAACUCCACGGUUGGAUUAAGGACAUGGAACGUGUGAAAGACAUGCUGCGCACGAAAUUAACCGGAUGGGUACAUGACAUGCAAUUAGCCAGCAAACAGGUGGAGCACUACGAGGUGGAAGAAGACAAGGACGGGCUAGGGCACUUGAUACUCAGGCGGCCGCUGUUGAGUGUACGCCUGCUGCGCUAUCAGCCGUGGAACCUCUCCUUUGACGACGACUUCAGUGCGCUGUGCAAGGAGCGGCAGCCAGAGGCGUCGCAAAUGUUCAGCCUCGCUGACGAUCUGUACGCCUUCCAUCGUGUCUACUGGUACCAUGCAGCUGAGUACAUCGAUUCAUUCUAUGAAGAUGAUUUCAAGAUUGUAGACGAGGAGUGGCAGCUGGAGGACAGAAGCCACGCUACGCUCUCCGUGGGCACUGACUGCGUGCAGCUGCUGGUGAACGCCCUGGACCACCCCACGUGUCCGCUGGAAGACCUGCCACUGAAAGCCGUGAAGCAGCGCGAGCAGUGCCGCGAGCAGCUGUGGGACGACGUGGUGCAGAGGUCGCCCCACAUACCCGUCACCAGCUACCUGGCCUACACGCAGAGGAUAAACGUCAACCUCUGCCUGCUGGCCUGGAUGGCGGUCAACUCGUACGGCAUUUGUCAGGACGUCCCGUUUAGCUUCCUGACCAGCUACUACCUGCUGAAGUAA